This is a messenger RNA of Rhodotorula graminis WP1, 3193 nucleotides long. RefSeq lists its product as uncharacterized. Lineage: Eukaryota; Fungi; Basidiomycota; Microbotryomycetes; Sporidiobolales; Sporidiobolaceae. Gene Ontology annotation, biological process: double-strand break repair via break-induced replication; DNA catabolic process; mitotic intra-S DNA damage checkpoint signaling. The transcript has 9 exons. Gene Ontology annotation, molecular function: crossover junction DNA endonuclease activity; DNA binding; 3'-flap endonuclease activity. The record is from RefSeq and is a predicted model, not a curated record. Bases 1 to 3102 code for a protein of 1033 amino acids. Gene Ontology annotation, cellular component: Holliday junction resolvase complex; nucleus.
AUGCCUCGAGCGCAACCGGGCAACCCCGACUGGGCCGAGUGGGUCGACGAGCUCGCCAGACGCGCAGAAGAACGAGGCGAGAAGUCGGCGCAGACCUACAAGCGGGCCGCGUCUUCCCUGCACAGCUGCCCGAUCCCGUUCGCGCACCCUGAAGAUGCCCUCCAGCUCAAGGGCGUCGGCCCCAAGAUCGUCGACUUCCUCGUCGGCAAGAUGCGCGACAAGUGCGACAAGGAGGGCUUGCCCAUGCCCGACCGCCUCGCCUCGUCAGCAGCUCGUCCUCGCAAGGCCCCCGCCAAGAAGAAGCGCACGACCGCCGACGGUCCCGCCUCGGACGAGGUCGACCCGCGCGACGCCCGUCGCCAGCGCACGACCCAGCUCGACCUCGACGCGCCCCGCAUCGAGUUCCAGGCGCACCCGGACGGCCACGCGUGGAACGAGCCGCUGCCCGAGGACGACGAGCCCGCGCCGCGAGCCAAGGGCAAGGGCAAGGCCAAGGAGAAGGCGCCCGCCAAGCCGCGCGAGUACCUCCCGCGCCAGAACAGCGGCGCGUACGCCAUCACGCUCGCCCUGUACCUGUGCUGCUCGGCCGACGAGCCCGAGUCGUGGACGACCAAGGGCCGCAUCAUCGAGGUCGGCCAGGAGCACUCGGCGACGCCGUUCGGGCAGGGCACGGCCAACCGCGGCGGGCAGGCCCAAGGCGGCCAGAGCUACACGUACACGGCGUGGAGUGGCAUGAAGAACCUGCUCGACAAGGGCAUAGUCGUCACCGACAACAAGCGGCCCGCCAAGUACGCCCUCACCUCGACCGGCUACGCUCUCGCCGAGAAGCUCGCCCCCUUGGCCGGCAUCCCGCUCCACGUCCGCCUCCCGACCUCGUCUGCCGGCCACCCUUCCUCCUCCGGCGCCGGGCCGUCGACCUCGACCUCGGCCGCCUUCCGCGGUCGCGGCAACGUCCUCGGUGGCACGUCGACCGGCCAUCGACCCGCCGCACAUGUCGGCACGUCGAUUCACGCCGCCGCUCGCCGACGGGCCUCGUCGCCGAUCUUUGCCUUCUCGGACGACGCCGACGCGGCAGGCGGUGGCACCGACGACGACGACGAGUUCCGGGUGCAGAUGCGCAAGGCGAUGGAGCUGAGCAGGCGGGAGAGCGCGGGCUUGUCGUCGGAUCCGGCCGUCGGCGGCGGCGGCGGCGGCGGCGGCGGCGACGAGCGCGAGAGGGCUCGGCGCGCGCUCGACGGGAGGAAAGCGGCGAGUGGGGCAUAUGCGGCGCAGGCGACGGCGAGGCGGGAUGCGCCCGGGCUCAAGAACGUCGACAACGCAUUCGGCUACUUCUACCUCAACGAGGCCGACGAGCGCGUCCUCUCUCGAGACGACGCCGAGGUGUCGCAGACCGACGACGGCGCAGACCUCCUGUACCGCAUCGAGUACCGCCUCGCGCAAGACCUACACCCGAUCGUGCGCGGCCUGCAGCGCCCCGAGCCCAUCUCGCGCACGGUCCCGCUCCCCGGCGGGUCGACCAGGACGGCCUACAUGCGCGCCCGCGUGUCGAACCAGACGGCGCCGGGCUUCCCCAAGGUCACGUCGGCUGGUGCUGCAUCAUCGAGGGCCGACAAGCGCGACGAGCGCCCGCUCGACCCGAUGGCGAGCCUCCUCGGCGGGUACCAGGCGCCGAGCAAGAAGGGCAAGGACGCCAUGUACGCGCCGCCGCCCGACGUUCGACGUCUUGGCGCCGACCCCGACGCUCCGCAGGCUCAGCCGCAGCGUGGGGCGGGCAACGUGCUCGACGUCCUCGCCCGCUUCAACGCCAAGGGCGGCGCGGCGGGUCCACCUCCCGCAGCCGCCAAAGCUGCGUCAUCGCCUUUCCGCCCCGCCGGCAGCACUCGAACCGUCGACGACGCCGAGCCCGACGAGCCGAGUCCACCCAAGCGCCUGCGCCACACCGCCUCGACCAUCCUCGCCGCCGCACCCUCGGCUCGGGCGCCUACCUCGACCACCGUCCCGCUCCGAGCCGGGUUCGCCGGCGCCGCCGGGGCGCAUCAGCUCGUCAAUCGGCACCCGCUCGACCCGGUGCGCGACCACGUCGCGCCGGCGUCGUACCGGUUCGAGCCGUUCACGCCCAUCGUCUGGCCCGCCGGGUCGUUCAAGGUGUACCUCGUCGUCGACUCGCGCGAGGGCACUCGCGAGCACGGCAAGCGUGUCGAGCUGUGCGACAAGUUUGAGCGCGAGGGCGUCAACGUGCAAGGGCGGAUGCUUCCCCUCGGCGACAUGCUGUGGGUCGCGAGGCGCGUCGACCCGGUGACGGGGCGGCCGACGGGCGUCGACGACGUCGUACUCGACGCGAUUGUCGAGCGCAAGCGCCUCGACGACUUGUGCAGCUCGAUCCUCGACGGGCGGUACGUCGGGCAAAAGUUCCGCCUCAAGGACUCGGGCAUCACGCACCGCAUCUACCUCAUCGAGAAGUACGACGUCGCCGCACAAUACGAGAAGUUCGGCAAGCAGAUCUGGACGUGCAAGUCGCAGCUGCAAGUCAACGACGGCUUCUACGUCCACGAGUCGGCCAACAUCGGCGACACCAUCUCGUACCUCAAGAAGCGCACCCAAGUCAUGGCCGAGCUGUACGAGCACAAGGACCUGCACAUCAUCCCCGACGCCAUCAUCAACCGCGCGACCUACCUCGCCCUGCAGCAGUCGCUGCGGCUCGCGUCGCCAUCGCAGCCGCACCACACGACCUACGCCUCGUUCUACGACCUCAACAAGCCCGAUGCGGCUCUCACGCUGCGCUCCCAGUGGGGCAGCAUGCUGCAGCGCGUCAACGGCCUCGGCGCCGAAAAGGCCGUCCAGUUCCUCGGCCGGUGGGACACGCCGAUGCGCUUCUUUGCCGAGGCGCAGCAACACGAGCGCGACGUCGAGAGGGGUAACGCGCUCCUCCCCGUCGAGCUGGACGGCGGGGCAAAGAAGCGCGGCGCGCCGAAGAAGCGCAAGGCCGAGGACUUUGUCGUCGAGGAGCUCGACGACGGGAGCGCGUCGACGAGGGGCAUCAAGGGCAAGCUCGGGGCGCGCAUCUGGGAGCUCUUCAUGACGAGCGGGCGGUACACGAGCUGAGGGAGCGGGCACUGGCAGUUCUCGAACGUUUCUCUUUCUUCCUUUCGUACUUUCUCUCCCUCUCUCUUGCACAUGCAGUAUCUUCUCGGGC